Molecule: messenger RNA, 2658 nt
Organism: Haliotis rufescens (red abalone)
Lineage: Eukaryota; Metazoa; Mollusca; Gastropoda; Lepetellida; Haliotidae
Product: F-box/LRR-repeat protein 21-like
Exons: 2
Coding region: 131-1498 (455 amino acids)
Molecular function (GO): protein binding
Source: RefSeq, a predicted model, not a curated record
GGACCGCGUCAUCCGCAAGUAAAUCACGUGCUGAUUUGUUAUUGUUGUUGACACUGACUCACGUGUUGAUGACUUCCCUUGUAGAAAUAAAUAACAAUGUUUGUCUUCACAUGGAGAAUGAAGAUAUGAAAUGGAAGACAUACAUUUGAAAGGCUUGAGUGGUACCAAGAUGCCUCCUCUGUGGGAGGCGCUCCCCGAGGUGACCCUGGCCAGUAUCUUCAGCUACUUGCACCCACGUGAGAGACUGAAGAUGAAGUAUGUGUGCCAGGCUUGGCACAGGGUGCUGACAGUCCCACAAGUCUGGAAAUACUUCACACAUCUGGGGGACAAUGAAUGCACGGAGUCAAAUCUCAGUCAGGAUGAAAGUUUAAAACUCGACCUGAUAAGCUGCAUUAAUGAUUACGGGCGACAUUUCCGUCAUGUGAAAGUUACUUUCUGUGAUAGCGACUCAUUUGACAUAUUCACAGCAAUCUCUAACGUUUGUUCAAAUAUAGAAAGCAUUGCUCUUUGCAAUGAUGGAAAAAUAGCAUUUCCAAAGGGUUUCCGGUCACUCGUUCAUGACUUUCUUCAGAAGAACAUACACUUGAAAACUGUACAAAUGAGAGGCCUAACCUUUACACCUGCUUCAAAUAAUGAUCCGCUACCCAUUGGACUGCAACAUUGUCAGACUUUACAGAAACUGAGUCUGGUGAAUUCCUUUCCUUCUUACUCCGUGAGCUCUCUGAUGUACCUGGUUCAUCUUCGGGAACUUGCACUGGACUACAACCAUGUCCAUUACAGCCUCAUCAAACAUCUCGCCGGGGCUUCUCUCACAAAGCUCAGCAUCAGACUGCACCCCAAAAAACAGAGACUGAAUAAUCUGAGUGAAGAACAGUGGCAGGAUCUGGCUCGUCACAAGCAACUGCGGGUUUAUUUCCAUGUGAAAGUUCUGGGCGACUUGGAUGAGGAUCUGUUCAAGCCCAGUAUUCCGCUGGUGUCACUAGUGCUGAUGACCUUGACCUCUCUGCAUUACGACAAACUGUGCGAUACUCUUGCCAACUAUGGCAACAUGUUGGAAGAGUUUGUCGAUUACAACGUUCUUGCUCCCAGCUGCUGCCAUGACGAGGAAGAUGUUACUAGCAGUUACGACGCGAGUAUCGUCAAGAUGGUACAAACAUGUCCCAGACUCCGCACUCUUGGAAUGAGGGAUGUACUUUCCAGUAGCACGCUGCUCAUCAUUGUGUUUCUGAAUAAAAAGUUACAAAAUGUCUAUGUACCAGCGGAUAUGGUUAGAUUCAGAUUUCAUGUCCCUGAUAAAAUGCUUGUGCCACAGGAAGCGAUUGACUUCGCACAAGCAAACUGGACGGAGGAAAGAAUGGCUACCGCAGUUUCAAGUUGCCUUGGAAGAGAGUGGAAUCUCAUGUCCAAGAACGAUUAUGUGGAAACGGUUGCCAAGGAGCAUGAUUUAAUUGUUGGGAAGAGGCACAUCUACUUCAUUGACAAUUCAAACAGUUGUUAACCAAAGGUAUUUUGGAUCAACAACUUUAUUACCCACAGGGUUAGAAAUAACUUUUCAUCGGAGCAUGGUUCAUAAUUUGGGGGUGUUCAUCGGAUUUUAAAAAAUAUGUGGUCAAUUCAAUUUCUUAAUGUACAUGAAGGAUGGACACAUCUAUAACAGGAUCAUUUAGGCCUGCAACACAAAAUGUAUCGUAUUAGAAUUUAAGUUUGGGUUCAACUUUAUGUGGCAUGAUUUAAUUGUUGGGAAGAGGCAAAUCUACUUCACUGACAAUUCAAACGGUUGUUAACCAAAGGUUCGCUGAAUCAUUCUGGAUUCUCACCCCUGUACACUAACAUUGAAGUUGCAAUUCCGUCAUCUGGAGAGCUCACUGUACUACUCGUGGACACAGGUUGUUGAAGAGGCACAAUGGAGACGUGGGCUCAAAGUGUGCUCAGGAUGAUCCCAGUAUUGGACUGUGGGGAUUGUGUACGAGUACUGUCAUUGCUUACAUAUUCAGAAUACUGGUAGUUGUAUUCAUUCACUCAAGUAUGUUGUAAGGUAAGGAUCAUGUUUGUUGUUUCAUGCCAUCCCCGUAUGAAGAAACCAGAGGGGAAGUGUUAUAUCGAACUUUCAAACAGACUGAAAAAGUUGAUCAAUGGUCAUUUAUGUUUGUUUAAUGCCUCACUCAGAAAUAUUCCAUGUGGAGGACGGCGAUCUGUGAAUAAUCAAAUCUGGACCUGAUAAUUCUGUGGAUGACAUGAGAAUCGUUCUACGCGAUUGGGAUAUGAUGAUAUGCAUAUAGUCAGUGAGUCCGACCACCCAAUCACAUUAGCGGUGUUGUACAACAAGCUUGGGUUGCCAAGACCAAUUCUAACUCGGAUAAGCAUGGAGGGAAGCAGGAUAUUGAAUGUAUAGCUGUUCAACAUAUGCCGUGCAACAGCAAAACUGCUUCACACAUUUAGACUGCCAGUAGUUGAUUUUCAUCUGGGAUAAUACACAGGUCGUGUCAUCGUGUUUAAUAUUUUAAAACAUUCCUUUUGCUUUUGGAUAGCUCUGUCAGUUUGCUUCCCCAAAAUAUACGCUAUCACUUUACAAGAAGGAAAUUGCAAUAAAUUGUACCAGAAUGAGCAAAAUAAGUGAGCAAAAGUUAAGCACCCCCCAUAACUUCAUAAAUGUAUCUU